GUACUCGAGAUGAACUCUGUCAGGUGUUGCCGAAGGCAGGGCACGUGACGUGUCCGAGGUGGGGUUGACGUGGGUGGACUUUCGUGCUCUCGCGCGGACAAAAGACCCCCGAUCUCUCUUUGGCAGGCCUGCCGGGCUUUCCGCACCACUCUUACAUGCAUCUUUCACAUCGCACACUACGAAUCCUAUCCUUCAAAUUGAUGCGACGUCGACGAAACACUGGACGUGAAGCUGAGCAUUGUCUCCUCGCGGUGAAAGAUGACGAUGUGCUUGGUGCCCAGUGCCUUGGUGGAUUCCACAGUCGUGACGUGCAAGUCUUCCUUCAGUGCAUGACCGGCAAUAAUAUUGUUCGAUGGGUGCAGGUGAGGAGAGCAGGUGGCGACUGCUGCGCUCACGAGAACGCCUUGGCCACAAGCCUCGGGCCUUCCAUGGGAACGCCGAAGCGCCGGAGUCUCCGCUUGUGAGAAUCCGCCCGUCAAUCCGGCCAGGUCCCACCCAGAAGAGCCGCUUGCGGCCUGGGGUUCUACUCAGGCGAGUCUAAGGACCUAGCCGAACAGCGGCUCUGCGCGUGUCUGGAUCAAGCGGUGCUCGUACCCUCCACCCAUCUGCUCCGAACUAGGAUUUCAAAUGAUCUUCUGGGGCAUGUUCAAGAGUAGUACCGUGCCAAUUAGCCUGUCUAGACUGAUAUUCCAGCUCUUUGCCUGAUUUCAUACAACGACCGCUUUUCCAUGAAUUACAGAAGAGGGACAUGUCCGGAUAGAUCUUUGAGUGAGUGAUGGAUAAGCCGGGCACGAGACUACCAUCACUGAUCAGCUGUGCUGCUUUCACUCUCCCACCACACUCACGCUCGCCAUGACUCAAAUGACGUCGUCCAUACCGACUGUCUGACCUACGAGCGUUCCCUGCUCGACCCCGUGCCGCUCAUUCUCGCGCAAUAGCACGAUGCCAAGCCGGAAUUGUGCUGUUUAUAGUCCUUUCAGACUCGUUCUUGGGCACGCUAUUUUCGAUGGCGCGCUACCCGUGACAUUAAGCUUGAGCACCCGACCAGAUCCUUGCCGCUGCGUUGGGUGUCUGGGCUCUCGGGGAGGCACGUGUGUGAGUGGUUGCGAUGCACUGCAGCCGUUGUGGAACGAACGAAGGAGGCCGUCCCUGUCUCCUCGGGACGCGUCGCCCUUCUCUCGAAAGCGCUCUGCUGACCCAUCGGAGUUGACUUCGGAAAAAUUCGGCUACUUGACCGAUCCAGCGUGCAUCGGCUCAGCUUGAAAAUGACAUGACAUUGGGCUGCGCCGUCCCUGCACAAGUUACUACAGACAGGAGCCGACGAUGGUAGUAUCUGCGGAUCGCGAGAAAGCAGGACCAAAUGGCAAUUACCCGCCCUAAUUCUCCGGCGUCAAAACUGGCGUGGCACAUGGGUGUAUGCUAUUGUAUGUACGUCUCCAAAUCGACUCCCUCCCUGCUGGACCGGCGGCCCGCGUCUCUCCGUCGAUCCUGAGCUCCAUUAACCAACCAAUAUUAGAGAUUAAAUUUGGCGACAUAUAAAACGUCCACUCUAAAUUGACUUUCUCCAGUACUCUUCUGCCCUCGACAAGAAAUACUACUAUACGACGAUGCGGACCGCUUUCUUCGCCAUUGCUCUCCAAGUCUGCGCAAUCACGGCUGCCGUGGUGAAACGAGCGACUGUCAACGAUGUCGCGACUCUAGGUUAUGCGACCCUUAACGGAGGGACGAGCGGCGGCUCAGGUGGUCCCACGACGACCGUCACCACCCUCGACGCGCUCACCUCGGCCGUCGCAGGAACUGCGAAGAAGAUCGUCCUUAUCUCAGGGACGAUCACGGGCAACGCUGUCGUGAGAGUCGGGUCGAAUACGACCGUCAUCGGCAAGACGGGAUCGUCUCUGGUUGGGGUUGGCCUGAGAGUGCUUAAUGAGCAAAAUGUGAUCAUUCGAAACGUCAAGAUCUCGAAAGUGCUCCACCCGGGGGAUGCGGUUGCCGUCCAGGCGUCCCAUCAGGUGUGGAUCGACCACGUGGACCUCUCGUCCGACCUGGACCACGGCAAAGACUUUUACGACGGUCUCUGUGAUCUUACACACGGUGUCACGGGUAUCACGGUCACAAACAGCUUCUUGCACGACCACUUCAAAGCGUCGCUGAUCGGGCACUCGGACAAGAACGGAGCGCAGGAUGUAGCCAUCACAGUCACCAUGGCUAACAACCUCUGGCGCAACGUCAACUCGCGCACGCCGUCUCUCCGCUUCGGACACGGGCACGUGUUCAACAGCGUCUUUGACAGCGACAUCGAGACCAACAUCAACACUCGCGACGGCGCCCAGAUGCUCGUGCAGAACAACGUAUUCAUGAACACCAUCUUCGCGAUCGAGAGCACCGAUGUUGGAUUCGCCGUCGCGACCGGAAACGACUUCGGCGGCGCUAACAACACCGCUCCCGUCGGCAACUUCACCACCCCACCAUAUCCGUUCACUCUCCUGCCCACCUCCAGUGUUUUGGCUGCAGUCGAGAGCACGGCCGGACAGACUCUUACGUUCUGAUCAUCGGGGCUUUGCACGCUGGGACCCGCGCAGAUGGCAGCACGUUAAUUUGUACCGAGACUCGUGGAGAUUGUAUGAAUUGCAUCACAGUCUCAAUCUAGGAAUAUUGCACCACGGAAGUCGAGCCUCAUCCACUUGAGUGUCGACGAAUUCGUAUACCUUGGCCCCUAAGAAAGUGUCAUUGAGUGGACGGGUAAUGGUCACUAAUGCGAGCGAUCGUUUCCGUGAUCGUUUGCAAAGACAGUUACAGGAUUUUCUGUGCUGAGCAAAAUGGUGUGGGACUGGAGUGAAAGUGCG
Mycena citricolor is the source of this 2843-nucleotide messenger RNA. NCBI's taxonomy places the organism in Eukaryota, Fungi, Basidiomycota, Agaricomycetes, Agaricales, Mycenaceae. The record is from the annotation of a GenBank genome assembly.